This is a messenger RNA of Aricia agestis (brown argus), 1004 nucleotides long. RefSeq names its product ER membrane protein complex subunit 8/9 homolog (gene EMC8-9). The transcript is spliced from 4 exons. Bases 142 to 834 code for a protein of 230 amino acids. The record is from RefSeq and is a predicted model, not a curated record. Lineage: Eukaryota; Metazoa; Arthropoda; Insecta; Lepidoptera; Lycaenidae. Gene Ontology annotation, cellular component: EMC complex.
UCGUGAGAAAUUCGUGAAAAGCUGAAUUUGGAUUAAUUUACUUAAAUAUUUCUAUAACUGCUUGUUUUUUUGGACAAAUGGUAAAGAAGUAGCGUGCGAUUUUUACCUAAAGCGAAAUCACAGGAACCAAAAACAUAAAAAAUGGGUGAUGUAUACGUAGAAACUGUUGCUCACGCUAAAAUUGUUCUUCACGCCGCAAAGUACCCACACUGUGCAGUCAAUGGCUUGUUAAUUGCUGAAAAUCAAGGAAAGGCGAACAAGGAUGAUCUUGUAAUUGUCGAUGCCGUUCCACUUUUCCACCAUAGCCACAACUUGGCACCCAUGGCAGAGAUUGCUCUCACAAAGGUAGAUUUGGACACUCAGGCGAAAAAUAGAAUGAUCGUAGGAUACUAUGCUGCAAGUGAAAAUUUCUAUGAAAACACUCCAGAGAGGUGUCCAUCACAAAAAAUUGCAGAUAAAAUUCUGGAGUUUUAUCCAAAAGCUGUUUUUGUUGUGGUUGACAAUAAGAAUUUCUUGCCUCCAGAAAGUGUUAAAGAAGGUCUAAAAGGAUUCAGAUACAGUGACUCCAAAUGGAAACAAAUCAAGCCUAAAAAUAUGCUAAUUGCACUUCCAGACAUUGAAUUAAUAGUUUGGCUAUUGAGUACCAAGAGUAACAAGAUUUUGGUGGAUUUUGAUAAUUAUUUGGAUGAUAUGACACUGGAUUGGAACAACUCUGAAGUUGAGAAAACAAUAAGUAAACAUAAAAAAAGUUCAGCCAGUGAUAAAAAUGAUUCACAAUACAUAAGACAUGAUGAUAAUGAAGAUGAAGAAUUAUCCCAAGACAGCUCAGAAUAAUGUGUGUUCUAUCUCUGCAAAUAUUUAAACUAAAUGAUAUAUAAUAAUUGAAAAAUAUGCUCCUUUACUAAUAAAAAUGUUUGUACAUACAAAUUUAGAAGCUGUGUUUUGUUUUUUCAGAUACAUUGAAAAAGUAGUUAGAUAAGGACAAAAUAUUGUAUAACAAUGUA